This is a messenger RNA of Corythoichthys intestinalis (scribbled pipefish), 3923 nucleotides long. RefSeq names its product coagulation factor VIII associated (gene f8a). The record is from RefSeq and is a predicted model, not a curated record. The coding region runs from base 36 to 995 and encodes 319 amino acids. NCBI's taxonomy places the organism in Eukaryota, Metazoa, Chordata, Actinopteri, Syngnathiformes, Syngnathidae. Gene Ontology annotation, biological process: vesicle cytoskeletal trafficking. Gene Ontology annotation, cellular component: early endosome. Gene Ontology annotation, molecular function: protein binding. The transcript has 12 exons.
GAACGCUCUUCCGGGUUAUUUUGUGUUUACCUGCGAUGACCAUGGCUGCAGAAGGUGACUUCUUGGCGAGAUACCGCGCUGUGUCGAAUAAGCUUAAAAAACGUUUUCUUCGGAAGCCAAAUGUCGCGGAGGCCAGUGAGCAGUUUCGCCAGCUAGCCAAAGAGCUUAAACAACAGGACUGUCUGCAAUAUGCUGCGUUCUGCAACCUAGCUAUGGCUCGGUGUGAGCAGACUCUGUUUAACGCUCCUGGAGAAGCCCUGGCACUAACUGAUGCCGCUCGUCUUUUUCUUUCCUCUGAGCAAGAGAAUCGGUCUUUGCAGGCACCAGGUUUUGACGAGCACCUUCAAGCUGCACUCAACUGCUACAGUUUUGCCAUUAAGGUCUAUGUUGAAAUGAACCAGCCUGUGAUGGCAGCCAGUUUGUGUCUAGAACUUGGCAAUGCACUAAAAGAGAUGAACCGACCAGGAGAGGCCAUUGUUCAUUACCAGAGAGCGGCAGAGCUGCAAACACAGAUGCCAGUGGAAGCUCUUCUGUCAAUGGGAGAGAUGGCUUCAUGUAAAAUUCUCACACGCGACUACGAUGGUGCAUUGUCCGUGUUUACAGAGAUGCAACUGUCAUGCCAGGAGAGAGGACUGCAACUACCAGGCACUAGCACACCUGUUGGUGCUUUUCUGGACAUUGUGGCAAGAUGCGAGAUCUCCAGAGUACUACUGCUGAUGCUACUUGAGCCUCCGCCCCAGAAGUUGCUACCAGAACAUGCACAAACACUGGAGAGAUACGCAUGGGAGUCUUUUGACCCACACAGCCAAGUGACCUUCCUGCCUGAGAAUGUUUUCCUGCUCCUGCAGUCAGUGGUGAUGGCAUGCCAGGAGAAAGACACAGAGUCCCUGAAGUCUCUUCAGACUGAACUAUGGCCACUGCUGACUGCUGAACAGAAUCACCUCCUCCACCUAGUGGUUCAGGAGCGCAUUACACCGUCUGGACAAGGCAUUUAGUACAGCGCUGUUCUCAUCCGCUUCCUCUGGGAACGAUAGUUAACAUCAUGGAAACAUUCCUGCCUGUGACUGGGUCUGUUCAAAGACCUCAAGAAACACUUUUACUGGAAGAAAAACAAAAUGUAAAACCUUAAAAAAAAAGUUAUUAUAUUAUGUUCACAUUUUUAUUUUGCACUUUUACUCGAGUCUCUUUUACUAAAGCACUUGUCCUCAGAUGCACGUGAGCUUGAGCCUGUCUUGGCUGACUGGUUUAAGAGGCAGGGUAUAUGGGGACUAGUAGCCAAUCCAUUGUUUAGACAACAAUUCAUACUCCCAUCCACACCUAGUACAAUUUAGUGUUCAAUUUGUUUUUGUCAUGCUGCUUGGACACCUUGAUAAACUCACAACAAGCAAAGGGAGAAUGUGCAAAGUCAGAACAGAGGUUUGCUAUAAAGCAGGCAUACCAGUCACUGGGCUAGUAACAUGGGACUUCUGAUAUUUUAGACUGCCCUCUGAUAAUGCUGAUCUUAGUUUGAAGGGAAAAAAAUGAAGACGUGUGUUACUGGUUUUAUUGAUUAUAUGGCUUCACUCCAAUGUAAUUACAAACCUAAUGCAUCAUCUAGAAAUAUGGUAAAAUGAAACACUGUCCUCCUCCAUAUCUGGUUCACAUGUACAAAUUGAUGUACUUUUUAAAGAUAGCAGCCUACUUACAAACAAAAAUGCAAAACAGUUUAAAAAAAAAAAGGAACAUUACAAAAUGUUACAAAAAUAUAAUGGUUACAAUGUACAUGGAUAAAACAAGGAUACACCAUACUUCAAUUAUAAAAUAAAGAUACAUGACAUAAAACUACUUGUCUUUUCAAUUAAGGCUUGGUUUUAAUUGUUCAAGUAAAGCAACAGGGAAGUGUUGCUCACAUGCUGCAAUUUUACACGCUCACAUCUUUCUUGUGGCUGUUGCUAAAAUCCUCAAGUUUCAGGUGGUGGGGGUCAGCAAUUAAACUUAUCAGUUUUAUCGCCCUGGGUUCAUAAUAAUUUGUACUUGAUGGCUUUAUGUUCCAAAAGAGCCAACACUGUGUGACUUAAGGCACAGAUAUGUCACACUUCUGUUUUCUCUGGAAAUAUUUGAUGCAAAAUUUGCCUGAAGUUUGGCUUACCUCAGCGUAGAGGGUAUAUCAUUUUAAAGGUAACAAAAUCCACUUGUAAGACCUUCUGAAUUCUCCUUCUGUGUAAACUAAAAAAACCAAAGACAAAUAUAUUGUUCCCACUUCUCCCAAAUGUUAUGCUAAGCUAACUAGCCACAAGCUAGUAGUGUCACAGUUGACCUAUGCCUGACUUGCCACCAGAUGUCAAAUAGAUUAUAUUACACCAAUAAAUUGAAUUUGUUACUCUAAUUCAUUUGAUAUAUUUAGGUAAUAGUGUGAACUAGCUUGUUAAAAAAAAUCAGAUUACUUCCACAUAGUCCCAUAAAUUCUAAUUUGUUAAGGGAAGAGAAAUUUGCCCCAAAAUUAUACAUACAUAAAUGAGUUAAUUAUCAUGAGGCCAAGAAUUAUUUUAAAUGCCUUUUUAAGUGAUCAGCAACAUUCUUGCAUUUGACUCCCAACAUCAAAUAUUUGUCACAAAUUUGGAGGAUACUUUAACGUCCCAAUUAAGGUAUGUGUUCCCAGAUCCUGGCCUCCGCUGCCUCUUUCUUCUCACUCGCUCUUUUUCCGCAGGACGAGAUAGGUGAUGGCUAAGAGCAGCGUGAGGACAAAUGAGAUCCAGGCCAAGAUGUAGGAGUGUCCGUAUGCUCCCUUUUCACCAGCGUGGAACUCAGCAGUGUAAAUUGAGGCAGCUAUCAUUAUACACAAACCUGCCGACAGAAAGAGAUCACUCAAGACAAUCUGAAGUUAUAACAGGUAACAUCUCACCAAAAGUAUCAAUUAACUAAAGUACAAUUUCUCCAUAUAGUACAGUAGCAUGUCCAAACCUUUUGUAUGCCAUUGAAUAAUGUACUUUUAAUUGGAAUUGACCCGUGACAAUCACUCGGUGGCUCAUGCUUGUUCAAUAAUUUAAAAAAAGAAAAAUCGCCUUGCAUUUUUGUUUUAACUGGGCGUCAAUUAUAUUGAUUGAGGCAUGAAAUUUUGAGGGCCUUUUUGGGAAAGCUCAACCGUUUGCAUGCCACUGUACCAUUUGAGUGGCUUAAUCAUUUACAGCACCUACAGUAUAACAAGCAUUUUUAAUGAGUGAAUUAAGAACAUGUUACAUAGAAAAUCCAGUAUAUAGUUUGUCGAGGCCUACAUCAGUAACUUGGGGUAGAUUUCCUUAGCAUUCGAGAAUAGUAUCUUUUCUCGUAUUUACUGUUUGACUAAAAGGUCAGGUUCCUUCAGUCAGAAGACAUGAAAUUGUGCUGUUUUUUCCAUACAAUCCCAAUUUUUUUGUAAAUGUUGAAAAUAACCCCUCUUGCUCCUUGAUUGUCCAAAGCCGUGUAAACCGGAAUUUUCUCUUAAGAUUGACAGCCGUACAUAGGAUUCCAACAGUUCAAAGCAAGUUAAAUGCAAGACUUUUGAACUCCAUUUGAAUUUAAAUUUAGGCCUAACUCAACAACUAAUUAAAAUUGAAGAAAAAACAGCUGUAUGUCAAGUAGUUUGGUUCAGUCGUUGCUAAAUGUCAUACUCAACCGAAUUGCAUACAAAACCUGAAAGAGUAGCCACUUCAAAAACGCAGAGAACUUCACUUAAGUCGAUUUAAUGUUAAAAAUCAGUUAAAAGUCUUAUUUUUUUUCUUAGGCUACCACAAAAUAAAAGUUUCUGGCAAAGGACCUCCAAAGUCAUGAUUUUCGCAGAAUUUUGUCAGUUUGACAGCGCUAUUGUUUAACUAAGCAUGCAAAUAGACCCUACCCACCGACGUCACAAAAUCACGUGAUCGCUGUAUUGUUCCGCCCCCUUGUCCGUCAUUUUGUGUCUGUAUUAU